CUGUAUUACUGGAAUGUGAUGGGAACAUUUCCAAUAACUCGGUCAAGACAGAAAAACUGUCAGAAAGGUUGUAGCAUUACUACACUGUAGUUACUUUUGGUGACACUGUCCAUUUCCCACCAUGUAUCAUUCCUUAUCUGAAACUAGACAUCCUCUGCAGGCAGAAGAGCAAGAAGUAGGCAUUGACCCCUUGUCCACUUUCUCAAACAAGUCUGGAGGAGAUUCAAAUAAAAAUGGAAGAACAAGUUCUACCUUAGACUCUGAAGGGACUUUUAAUUCAUAUAGGAAAGAAUGGGAAGAACUAUUUGUAAACAACAAUUACUUGGCAACAAUAAGGCAGAAGGGGAUUAAUGGGCAGCUGAGAAGCAGCAGGUUCCGCAGCAUUUGCUGGAAGCUGUUUCUUUGUGUUCUUCCUCAAGAUAAAAGUCAGUGGAUAAGCAGAAUUAAAGAAUUAAGAUUAUGGUAUAGCAACAUUAAAGAAAUACAUAUCACAAACCCCAGGAAGGUCGUGGGGCAGCAAGAUUUGAUGAUCAACAAUCCCCUUUCACAGGAUGAAGGGAGUCUUUGGAACAAAUUUUUCCAAGAUAAAGAACUUCGAUCAAUGAUUGAACAAGAUGUCAAAAGAACGUUUCCUGAAAUGCAGUUUUUCCAACAAGAAAAUGUGAGAAAAAUUCUUACAGAUGUUCUUUUCUGUUAUGCUAGAGAAAAUGAGCAGUUACUUUAUAAACAGGGAAUGCAUGAGCUACUAGCACCUAUAGUCUUUAUCCUUCAUUGUGACCACCAAGCUUUUCUACAUGCCAGUGAGUCUGCACAGCCCAGUGAGGAAAUGAAAACUCUCCUGAACCCUGAAUAUCUGGAACACGAUGCCUAUGCGAUGUUCUCACAGCUUAUGGAAACUGCUGAACCUUGGUUUUCUACUUUUGAACAUGAUAGUCAAAAGGGGAGAGAAACUCUGAUGACUCCCAUCCCCUUUGCUAGACCACAGGAUUUAGGACCAACAAUUGCUAUUGUUACUAAAGUCAACCAGAUCCAGGAUCAUCUACUGAAGAAGCAUGAUAUUGAGCUCUACAUGCACUUGAACAGACUAGAAAUUGCACCACAGAUAUAUGGGUUACGGUGGGUUCGGCUACUGUUUGGAAGGGAGUUCCCUCUGCAGGACCUGCUUGUGGUUUGGGAUGCCUUAUUUGCAGAUGGCCUUAGCCUGAGUUUAGUUGACUAUAUCUUCAUAGCCAUGCUACUCUACAUCCGAGAUGCUUUGAUCUCUAGUAACUACCAGACCUGUCUUGGCCUUCUGAUGCAUUACCCAGUCAUCGGGGAUAUACACUCACUGAUUCUUAAGGCUCUGUUCCUUAGAGACCCAAAGAGAAAUCCAAGACCAGUGACUUACCAGUUUCAUCCCAAUUUAGAUUAUUACAAAGCACGGGGAGCAGACCUUAUGAAUAAAAGCCGGACUAACCCCAAAGGCACUCCUCUGAAUAUAAAUAAGGUCUCUAAUAGCCUGAUUAAUUUUGGAAGAAAGUUGAUUUCCCCAGCAAUGGCCCCAGGCAGUAUGAGUGGCCCUUUACCUGGGGGCAACAGCAGCUCUUCUUCUGCUGUGAUUCCCACCAAGACCUCCACAGAAGGCCCAAGGCAUCAUCAUCUGCAGCAGCAGCAGCAGCAGCAGCAGCAGCAGCAGCAGCAGCAACAGCAGCAGCAACAGCAGCAGCAGAGGCUGAUGAAAUCUGAAAGCAUGCCAGUGCAAUUGAACAAAGGAGAUGUAGUUACAGGAAGCGGUGCUCAGGUCUCUGUUCCUGCCCAGACUCUAACUGACCUCCAAGGACAGAGUUCUAAAAACAUCAGUUCAUCUCCAAGCAUUGAAAGUUUGCCUGGGGGAAGAGAAUUUACAGGCUCUCCACCUUCAUCUGCUACUAAAAAAGAUUCUUUUUUUAGCAACAUCUCACGUUCCCGCUCACACAGCAAAACUAUGGGCCGAAAAGAAUCUGAAGAAGAAUUAGAAGCCCAGAUUUCCUUCCUUCAAGGACAGUUGAAUGACCUGGAUGCCAUGUGCAAAUACUGUGCUAAGGUGAUGGACACGCAUCUUGGAAAUAUUCAAGAUGUGAUUUUACAAGAAAAUUUGGAAAAAGAAGACCAAAUUCUGGUGUCCCUGGCAGGAUUGAAACAGAUCAAAGACAUUCUAAAAGGGUCCCUGCGUUUCAACCAAAGCCAGCUGGAAGCUGAAGAGAAUGAGCAGAUUACCAUCGCAGACGACCACUAUUGCUCCAGUGGCCAGGGACACAGCAGCCAAGUUCCCGUGGCAACCAGAAAGGCCUCUUCAGAAGCAACAGGGUGCAAAGACAAAGGGAGUUCAGAUGACUUCAUCUUGGUUUCUAAGGAAGAUGAGGGAGGCGCUGCCAGGGGACCCUUCUUGGGCCAGGCCCAGCCUCUUCGCACCCUCAGAAGUACAUCUGUGAAAAGCCAGAUCCCAGCCUGCUCCCCUUUGGUGUUUUCUGACCCACUGAUGGGUCCAGCUUCGGCUUCCUCCAGCAACCCCAGCUCCAGCCCCGAUGACGACAGCAGCAAGGACUCUGGCUUCACCAUUGUGAGCCCUUUGGAUAUCUGACCACGAGGACCCAGCCACCCCCUCGGUGACCUCAAGGCUUUCCCGAUGGAGACUCUUCUGAAGUCGGCACUUCUUUCCCAGCAUGCAUUUGGCAUUGGUUGCAGCCCUUUAGAACCCAUUUGAGAGAAGCAAAUAUGGCCACAGAAUACACGGAACUAGUGUGUUCACCAAAAUGUAGGCAGAGCUUUCUGGGUCCUCACUUGACCCACACAUUGCCCUUGCUCUGAACUGGAGCUGGGUUCAGUACUCAGCACCACACUCACUACCAGAUAACCCCACACUCAGUACCACUCUUCCGUUCCCUCCUGCCCAACUAAAAGGGUCUGACAGCCCCUUCAGUCAGUUAGACAUAGAGGAGAAGACAGUUUCAAAUCUUCCCUCCCUCAGCACAUCAGCCACAGAAAAAUUGGUCAGGGUCAAGAAAAAAUUACUGAGUGAAAAUAUAUCUCAAACAACUUCUUCCCUGUCUUGGGAAGCCGCAUAGUAGAACCAAGUACAACAGGAUCAACUAGAGUGAGUAGAUUCCACGGCUAGGAAAAACCCGUUACUGACUUCUCAAAGUUAUAAUGAUCUUUAGAAAAAGGGUCUAAACUUAGGGGUCAUACUUAGGUAUGAUUUGGUGUUAUAUUCUUUUCGUUUUUUAAGGAAUAUAUUUACAGUCCUCAGGCUUGAAUAUACUUUGACCAUUACCAUUUCUUCUAAAAUAAUUGCAUUUCAUCUUUUAGACGCUUCCCUAGCCAGAAAAAGGGUCACUUAAAGCCAGUCUUGGCUGCACUGAUUUCAGAAGUUACAAGAAUAUUACAUCCCGAACUUAGAUUAUGGGAUGAACAACUUUCAAACGAUCAAUUUUCUGGUAAAUACAGCUCUGAAACUAGAGACACUUUAUCUGUUAAGUGAGGAGUAAAGGGAAAUGCCCAUGCUGGAUCCCGUCAUGGCCUUGAGGUCGCAGGGACAGGGAAUUACACUGAGUCCCUCCUGGGGAGGCAGGCCUUCCUAGAGAACAUUCCAGGUGCCCAGAGGACGCAGGGCUUCCGCACAGCCCUUUCCCUGCGGAGAUGCAGUUAGGAGCCGCAGGUUCUGCGCUCAGCUGUGCACUCUGCUUCUCAGGCACCCCCGCCAGGACCAGGUCAGAUCUGCGGUGCCUUCCUCAGCCUCAGCACAGAUGGCAGGCUUGCCCCUCCUCAGCUGGCAGCUUAGGAAGCCCUGAUGGGCACAAAGCAGCACAUGAGCCGUUUCUCUCCUUAAAGGAGGAAGGCUUUGGAAAGGGCACUUCUCGCCUCCGCCUAGGCAGGCACGGGGAGGGGCACUCAUGAGCACAGGGCACAUGUCAUCUCCUUCUGGGGGCUGUGGCCCUUGCAGGGAGGACUGUGUCUCUGGGCUCUUAGAGGGUGGUGGGGCCUCUGAGCAGCGGUACUGUUCGUGGUAACUGAAAGUGAAAGCUAAGUGUGAAAGAGUGUUUAUGCCCACCCACCGCUCACCAUGCACGGCUCUGCAGACCGAUGCGAUAGUGACAUCAUUUCCCGCUAGAUCUCCAAGAAAAUGGGAUGGCUCUCAAGUCAACUACUGCAGAGUAGGUUCUGAUUGGCUCUACAAUCUGUUCUUAAACUCCGGCAGAGAAAUCUCUCACUGCAUCACUGUAUUAAGGUGAAUAACUGCUGGUUUUGCCAGCUACCAGCGUUGUCUGGCCUCCCCCAGUUGGGCAGUUGCUUGGCAGGUGCACUGAUCUCUCUCUGGCGUCUGCACCUCUGAGUAAGAUAUUGCCAAUACAGGUGCCCGUGACAACUCUUUGUAAGCUCCAGGGUCCCCAUGCUGUGAGUGCCCUUGUACCAGUGCAGAUGGCGGCACAGUCACUUUCUCACAAAGGAUUUGCCUUCGGAAGGGGUCUGUGUUCCUGGUGCUGUGAGGUGUGGAUCUGUCCUGCCAGGGACCUUGGACAGAAACCAUAAAGGACCACAAAACUGGCUCUCCUUAAAGCUAAACCACUAUCAUCUGCUCCAGCAGCAGCUAUGCCCCAAGAGCUAAUACAAGACCUGAGUGUCAGCGCCAUCCACCAGGCUAAGAAGGCUGAAGUUCCUUGCCAUUGGCUGGGCAUUUAGUAGUUAACCAAAAAAUUCCCAGCCCUGUGUAUAUGCCAGGGCCUCUUCUUUCUGUGCUAUGCCACAUGAGAACUGAGGGGUUCACUCAGAGGUGUUACUUCUAGCCCCCUGAUAAUCCUAGCCCCUCAGAGAAAGAACUUGGGAGGGGACUGGGGCAUGGGUAUAUCAGCUCCAGCCUCAUAGAGUUAGAGCACUGUAUAUUGAGUUUUUUUUGGUUUUUGGUUUUUUGUUCAUUUGUUUUUGAGACAGGGUCUCGCUAUGCAGUUCAGGCUGAACUUGA
Molecule: messenger RNA, 4975 nt
Organism: Chinchilla lanigera (long-tailed chinchilla)
Lineage: Eukaryota; Metazoa; Chordata; Mammalia; Rodentia; Chinchillidae
Gene: Tbc1d5
Product: TBC1 domain family, member 5
Exons: 23
Coding region: 122-2599 (825 amino acids)
Biological process (GO): activation of GTPase activity
Molecular function (GO): GTPase activator activity
Source: RefSeq, a predicted model, not a curated record